Molecule: messenger RNA, 1250 nt
Organism: Asterias rubens (European starfish)
Lineage: Eukaryota; Metazoa; Echinodermata; Asteroidea; Forcipulatida; Asteriidae
Exons: 3
Coding region: 1-543 (180 amino acids)
Source: RefSeq, a predicted model, not a curated record
AUGCCCGCCCUCUACGGCUCUGAGUCCUCGGAUCUCCCUUGUAGAGGCGGCCGGUGCAUCGACGCGCGCUCCCCGGCUCCGUCCCGUCGCGCUACCUACAGCAGUAUUGACAACCACACAGUAUUCACCAACAAGGCCCUAAACAGCGGCACCCUGUUUGGUGACAAGACAAUCCGCAAGCUGAUCAACGAGCCCAUCAAUCAGUGUGCCCUCUUGGCCUUUGAGACCGGCGGUGCCGUGUUCGACUCCACCAAGAUCGCCCAGAAGAAGUUUGUGGAUGUGCUGACCCAGAGAAUGGUGGAGCACACCCAGAUUGAAGAAUGCCAGAUAUGUAGCUGCAAGGCCUACAAUGACGGAGUCGGCAGAAGCGUGUGCGAGUCAUGUGACAUCGCCUCAGGCCCUAAUUGGUAUUUCGAGAUGCAACGCACAUUUGCCGAGACAGACUACUACAGUAGACUAGGCUUACAGACAGUGGUCGACUACAUUAACGUCAAAACCGCUGAAGUGCCAGUUAAAAAAAACCCCAAGGAGCUAGGAAUUUAAUUGUUCCCCAAACAGAUAAGGGUCGGAGCUAUCUAGAAGACUUUGAUUUACACCACAGGAUUUCUUUGUAACCGCAAUCAAUUUGUUUUUAAGAUAGUCAAAGAUUCUUAUGAUUUUUUGCUGGUUUUUACUAGAAAGUUGGAACUUGUAUAAAUUUCUUCGUUGGAAUGAUUGUUUGUGACCGGUUUGAGAUGAUUUGAAGGGAUGCAGUAUUAACUUUUAUUUUUAAUUUUUAAUUAAGACAAAUUUGAUAAGGGAUUCCGUAAGAUGCUUUGUAUUUUAGAAUAUCUGGUAUGUUAUCUUGAACUUAAGCUGCACAGCUCACCCUGAGGAAAAACCAAGUUAAGACGAGUAUUCCUGAACCAUGUCGGAUGCUGUGCUUUUAAGAAGCGAUAUGCCGUCAUCUUUAAGUUGUUCAACGGACUGGUGUGUGGUCGCUAACUUGAGCAGUUCUUCUAAUCUCUUUGAAAUUUCACAUAUUCCGAGUUGAACUGCUUGACAAAUAUUCAGGCACCUCAAAUGCGUACACAAGUUUUGAACUAAAAUGUUUUUAACUGUUACUGUGGGGAGGGGAAGGGUAAGAUCAGGAUUGCUAAUUUAGUUGUCAUUUUCACUUUCGUAAAUGUUGUGUCAAACAUUUAAUAGCUGAUUUUGCACCUAAUUAACGAUGGAAGUAGAAUGCUGCAAUUACAAUGCAAGUAAUUUAA